This is a messenger RNA of Melopsittacus undulatus (budgerigar), 3624 nucleotides long. Its product is annotated as contactin-3. The transcript is spliced from 21 exons. Gene Ontology annotation, cellular component: axon; plasma membrane. Lineage: Eukaryota; Metazoa; Chordata; Aves; Psittaciformes; Psittaculidae. The record is from RefSeq and is a predicted model, not a curated record. Gene Ontology annotation, molecular function: cell-cell adhesion mediator activity. The coding region runs from base 1 to 3624 and encodes 1207 amino acids. Gene Ontology annotation, biological process: axon guidance; brain development; cell-cell adhesion.
AUGGAGAUUUUAUUUAAGCUCUCCUCUGUCAGUUUCCUCGCUCAGCCCGGGCAGGAAGGGGCAGCCCGACACGGCCGCGCACGCCGCAGGACUCGUGUCACCCUCUCCUUCCCUCAGGCCCCAGGUACCCCGCGGUGGAGCUUUCCCCGGCGCACAGGAAAGCCGCCGCGGCCCCCUCAGGCCCUGCCGCCACCAGUCCCAGCGGCACCUGCCGGCACCGCGGCUGGGCAGGGUGAGGCUGGGCUGGGUGAGGCUGGGCUGGGCUUGCUCUGCGCGGCCCCCGGGCCAGCAGAGGAGCGAGUGGGCGGGAGGCCGGGCCGUGCCUGCCCCGCCCCGCCGCCUGAAGCGCGGCGCUCUCCGCUCCACACUAGGCUGGAGAGCGUCGGGAGCCGCAGGAUUACGGCGGUGGCUCCGCGGGAAGGGCUCGGCUCGAGGUGGGCAACUUCGGGGAACAAAGUUGGGCUGAGUGCCCGGCGGGGCCCGCCCGGGGUCGCGCUGUGGAGGAGGCUGCCCCCCGCGGCUGCCCUCAGCCCUCCCGGCCCGAGAAGCGGGGGGACUGAGAGAGGGACCUGCGGCCAUCGCCGCGCGUGGGGCCGCCUCGUGGGCAACCAAGUUGUGGUCGCUGUGGGAGGCAGCGGGGCCGCGGUCCCGGCAGUGCCGGCGGCCGGCUUGGGGAGAGCGGCCCCGGCUGCAAUCGCCGCCGGCAUCAUCCGGCGGGGCUGCGCAGCCGGCGGGAGCGACUUGCACCGUCUGGCUUGGGGGAACGGCGGCGGUCAGUGCGCUGCCUCGCUGAGCGCAUCUACAGUCCGGUGUGGAAAAUGGGGCUCUUCCAGACACGGGAAAAGGACCGAGCUAGACACGAAGUUUCCGGGAGGGUCUGUGGAUAUUGUCGGUGAUCUUGAAAACUCCAGGACAAAAAUGAGAAGCGCCGUGUCAGUUCGAGAGGGGCAGGGAGUCGUGCUGCUCUGCGGACCACCCCCUCGGACAGGAGAACUGUCAUUUGCUUGGAUCUUCAAUGAAUAUCCAUCAUUUGUACAAGAGGACAGUCGGCGAUUUAUUUCUCAAGAGACUGGUCACCUCUACAUAGCCAAAGUCGAGCCGUCAGAUGUGGGAAAUUACACCUGUGUUGUAACCAGCACUGUGACCAACAGCCAAGUUCUUGGGUCACCAACACCUCUAGUGCUGCGCACUGAUGGUGUGAUGGGGGAAUACGAACCCAAAAUAGAAGUUCAGUUUCCUGAAACACUUCCUGCAGCUAAAGGCUCAACUGUGAAGCUGGAAUGUUUUGCACUAGGAAACCCUGUGCCUCAGAUUAACUGGAGAAGAACUGAUGGUCUGCCACUUCCAAGUAAAAUAAAGCUGAGGAAAUCCAAUGGCAUGAUUGAAAUCCCUAAUUUCCAGCAGGAGGAUGCAGGAUUGUAUGAAUGUAUUACUGAAAACUCAAGAGGAAAAAAUAUUGCAAGAGGGCGUCUCACUUACUAUGCAAAACCUCACUGGGUCCAGACAAUAAAAGAUGCUGAAGUUGCUGUAGAGGACACCUUAUACUGGGACUGCAGAGCAAGUGGGAAGCCCAAACCAUCAUAUAGGUGGUUGAAGAAUGGAGAACAACUGCCAAUAGAGGGAAGGAUCCAAAUUGAAAAUGGUGCACUUACAAUAUCAAAUCUAAAUCUGACAGAUUCUGGCAGAUACCAGUGCAUAGCUGAAAAUAAACAUGGUCUCAUCUAUUCAAGUGCAGAGCUCAGGGUUGUAGCUUCUGCUCCAGAUUUUUCCAAGAAUCCAAUGAAGAAACUGAUUCAGGUUCAAAUAGGCAGCACAGUUGAUUUUGAAUGCAAACCCAGAGCUUUCCCUAACGCCAAAAGUUCCUGGAAGAAGGGAGGUGAGCAGCUACACGAAAAUGAAAGAAUCAAGUUAUUGAAGGAUGGAGGACUAAGAAUAGCCAACGUGACCAAAGCUGAUGCUGGAAGCUACACGUGCCUGGCAACAAACCAGUUUGGAACAGCCAGUGGCUCAACAAACUUAAUAGUUACUGAGCCAACAAGGAUUAUUUUGGCACCUUCCAACAUGGAUGUCACUGUCGGAGAAAGCGUCGUCUUGCCUUGCCAGGUUCAGCAUGAUCCUAUACUGGACAUCAGCUUCACCUGGUAUUUCAAUGGAACGCUCACUGAUUUCAAAAAGGACGCUUCCCAUUUUGAGAAGGUUGGAGGGAGUGCGUCGGGAGAUUUAAUGAUUAGAAACAUCCAGCUGAAACAUAGUGGAAAAUAUGUUUGUAUGGUGAAGACAGAAGUGGAUAGCGUAGCAUCUGCAGCAGACCUUAUCGUACGAGGCUUACCUGGGCCCCCUGAACAUGUGAAAGUGGAUGAAAUAACUGAUACCACAGCUCAGAUCUCCUGGCAAGAAGGCACAGAUAAUCACAGCCCAGUAACCACUUACACCAUACAAGCAAGGACGCCCUUUUCAGUUGGCUGGCAGCGAGUUACAACAGUUCCAGAUGUGAUCGAUGGGAAAACAUUCACAACCACAGUAGUGGAUUUAAACCCUUGGGUUGAAUAUGAAUUUCGUGUAGUUGCCAGUAACAAAAUAGGAGGUGGAGAACCUAGUUUACCCUCAGAAAAAGUAAGAACUGAAGAGGCAGUUCCUGAAAUUCCCCCCUCGGAAGUCAGUGGGGGAGGAGGCAGCAGGUCUGAACUGGUCAUAACAUGGGAUCCUAUCCCUGAAGAGUUACAAAAUGGAGAAGGAUUUGGCUAUGUUGUUGCCUUCCGCCCCUUUGGCACCUCAACAUGGAUACAGACUGUGGUCACCUCUCCUGACACACCAAGAUACGUCUUUAGGAAUGAAAGCAUCCUCCCCUUUUCACCAUACGAAGUCAAAGUUGGUGUCUAUAACAAUAAAGGAGAAGGGCCAUUUAGUUCAGUCACCACUGUUUUUUCAGCUGAAGAAGAGCCUAGCAUAGCACCCUCCGGCGUAUCUGCAACCAGUCUGUCAUCCUCAGUCAUUGAGGUUUCCUGGAUGGCCAUUCCUUGGAAGAUGAGUAGUGGAAGGUUACUUGGCUAUGAGGUUAGGUACUGGAAUAAUGGUGAAACAGAAGAAUCUUCAAACAGAGUAAAAGCUGCAGGGAAUGAGACAUCAGUAAGAAUAACAGGUUUGAAGAGCAACUUAGCAUACUACACAGCUGUCCGUGCUUACAACAGUGCUGGAGCAGGUCCCUUCAGUGCCACAGUAAAUGCUACCACAAAAAAGACACCACCCAGUCAACCACCAGGAAACGUAGUGUGGAAUGUCACCGACUCCAGAGUAAUCCUCAGCUGGGAAGAAGUAAGAGCUAUGGAGAAUGAGUCUGAAGUGAUUGGGUAUAAGGUUCUGUACAGGACCCUCAGUCAGAGAAAUAUGAAUGUGCUGAACACAGACAAGACAACAGCUGAACUUGUGCUCCAGUUUAAUGAAGAUUACAUUAUAGAAGUAAAAGCAACAACGGAGGGUGGAGAUGGCACUAGCAGCGACCAGAUCCUGAUUCCCAGGCUAGCUAGUAUGGAUGCAAGAGGUUCUGGUCCAUCCAUCUUGAGUAUCUUCAGUGUAUCCAGCUUCUUUUCAAUGCUAUUUUCCUUGACCCUUAAUUCAGUCUUGUGA